This is a messenger RNA of Arxiozyma heterogenica, 903 nucleotides long. RefSeq lists its product as uncharacterized. Bases 1 to 903 code for a protein of 300 amino acids. Gene Ontology annotation, biological process: anaphase-promoting complex-dependent catabolic process. The transcript has a single exon. The record is from RefSeq and is a predicted model, not a curated record. Gene Ontology annotation, cellular component: anaphase-promoting complex. Lineage: Eukaryota; Fungi; Ascomycota; Saccharomycetes; Saccharomycetales; Saccharomycetaceae.
AUGUUGUUGGAUGAGUUGCCUAUCUUCGAACAAAUUAAGAAACAUAUUUUAAUUGAUGCUACAGAUAAGAAUCAAUUAAAAUCAGGUAUUAAUAGUUCUAGCAGAGAUGGUAUGAGCAAGAAAAAGAAGAAUAAAGUUAGGUUUUCAAUAAACAAUAAUAUUAACUCUGUGGCACAACCCCCAUUAUCUGCAUACACUCCAAUGGAAACAAGACCUUUUUUGAUAAAUCGUAGUGGUUAUAGCAACAAUAAAGGAUAUAGAAUAAGAAAAUCUUAUGAUGAAAGUAACAUAUUAAUUGAACGAAGAAUAUAUCAGAUGAAGAGUAUCAGAAAGUUGGGGAUGAAUUUAUUCAAACCCAUUGGUUUCCAAUACCGUAAGACAGAUUUUACAAAACAUUUUGUAUCGAAUAAAGUUAAUGAUAGUGACAUUUCUGAUCCAAUAAGAGAUAAUAACCAUAGUAGUAGUUUUCAGUUUCUUGAAAAUACAGGAUUGGGAAUCAAUAUGAAUAUUGAGAAUGUGGAUAAUUCAUUAAUUGUGCCUAGACAAGAAUUAUUUAAUGACCAAACAUUUAAUGGAGGGAAUGACGUUGAGACUAGUAUGAGUGAUUAUAGUAGUACAACUACUAGCAGUCGUGGUUCAAUAAGUGACGAUAAUAUACAUGGAAAUGAAGAACAAGGUGAAUUGUAUAAUAGAGACACACAACAUUAUAUUACAAACAGUAGUGGUAUACGAUCAGGGUCAUUUAGGUUUGACGGGUCAUUAACAUAUUCUUAUGACAGACUAUCCAUACCUAGAUUCGAAAGUUCUGAAAAUUGCGAAGAUGGAUCAGAUAUAAGUAAUGGAUCUAUAUCAGAUAAAUCUAUGGACGAUUACUUGAAUGAAAUAGAAGAUGAAGAUUGGUAA